AUUCUUCUGUAUGAUAUGUCAAAUUUAAUUAUUUUAGAGAAAAAUCCAUACAAGCACCUACUAAGGACAAUCAAACUCGGAGAGAAGGAGCAUUGCUAUUAUGAUCUUGGCUGUCUUGGAGCAAAAUAUGAUAGAUUGCCAUUUUCCAUCAGAGUCCUCUUGGAGAGUGCUGUACGCAACUGUGAUGAGUUUCAAGUGACGAAGAAAGAUGUUGAAAAGAUUUUGGAUUGGGAAAAUAAUCAAAUGCUUCAGGAAGGAGUGGAAGUGGCUUUUAAACCAGCCAGAGUAUUACUACAGGACUUUACUGGAGUACCUGUAGUAGUAGAUUUUGCUGCAAUGAGAGAUGCUGUAAAAAAACUUGGUGGUGAUCCUGAUAAGAUCAAUCCAAUUUGUCCAUCAGAUCUUGUAAUUGAUCAUUCAGUACAGGCUGAUUUUACAAGAAGCACGGAUGCUUUGAAAAAGAACGAAGAUAUCGAAUUUGAAAGAAACAAGGAACGUUUUAUGUUUCUCAAAUGGGGCGCGAAGGCAUUCGAGAAUAUGUUAAUUGUACCCCCUGGCAGCGGAAUCGUGCAUCAAGUGAAUUUGGAGUAUCUGGCGAGAGUAGUAUUCGACAACAACAAACUCCUGUACCCCGAUAGUGUAGUGGGCACAGAUUCUCAUACCACUAUGAUCAAUGGUCUUGGUGUACUCGGAUGGGGAGUCGGUGGGAUUGAAGCAGAGGCUGUUAUGCUUGGUCAAGCAAUCUCUAUGAUAAUACCAAAAGUCGUGGGAUACAAACUGGAGGGCGUACUGAACCAAUUCGCUACAUCCACUGAUCUUGUUCUUACAAUUACAAAAAAUCUUCGGCAAAUCGGAGUGGUAGACAAAUUCGUCGAAUUCUUCGGACCUGGAGUCACGCAGUUGAGUAUUGCGGAUCGUGCUACGAUAUCCAACAUGUGUCCAGAGUAUGGCGCGACCGUGGGCUUCUUCCCAGUGGAUGAACAGAGUUUAGCGUAUUUAAAACAAACAAACCGAUCUAAGGAACACAUUGACAGAAUUGAGAAAUAUCUCAAGUCUGUGCGCAUGCUGAGGAAUUACGACGAUCCGAAUCAGGACCCAAUCUUCUCCGAAGUAGUCACUUUGGAUUUGAACACUGUCGUCUCGAGUGUAAGUGGACCCAAAAGACCCCACGACAGAGUGUCAGUAACUGACAUGCAAAUGGACUUCAGGAAUUGUCUCGUAAAUAAGGUAGGCUUCAAGGGCUACGGUUUAAGCGAAGCAAAAAUUAAUUCCGCAGGUGCGUUUGAGUAUGAGGGAAAGGAUUACAAACUGAGGCAUGGCUCGGUGGUCAUCGCGGCAAUCACCAGUUGCACGAACACCAGCAAUCCGAGCGUUAUGCUUGGAGCAGGUAUCCUCGCUAAAAAGGCAGUCGAAGCUGGCUUGACUGUCGCACCAUACAUAAAGACAUCAUUAUCGCCCGGCUCUGGAGUCGUAACUUAUUACCUUCAAGAAAGCGGAGUAGUCCCGUAUCUGACAAAGUUGGGAUUCGACGUAGUGGGUUACGGGUGUAUGACCUGUAUUGGAAAUAGCGGUCCUCUUCCUGACGUCAUAAUUCAAGCCAUUGAAAAGAAUGAGCUCGUCUGCUGCGGAGUUCUGUCAGGUAACAGGAACUUUGAAGGUAGAAUUCACCCGAAUACCAGGGCAAAUUACUUAGCGUCUCCGCUAUUGGUAAUAGCCUAUGCUAUUGCUGGCACUGUAGAUAUAGACUUCGAAAAGGAUUCCUUAGGUUGCAGAUCUGAUGGUACCCCAGUAUAUCUGCAAGAUAUAUGGCCAACCAGGGCGGAGAUUCAAACCGUGGAACAGAAGUACGUCAUUCCAGCUAUGUUCAAAGAAGUUUAUGACAAAAUCGAGAAAGGUAGCAACAGCUGGGCGAGUCUGGUAGCACCUGACGGCAAGCUAUAUCCGUGGGACACUAAUUCCACGUACAUAAAAAAUCCGCCUUAUUUCGAUGACUUGCAAAAGAAGCUACCACCGAUAAAAUCGAUCACGAAAGCGCGGGCGCUCGUGAAUCUCGGUGAUUCCGUUACGACCGAUCACAUUAGUCCAGCAGGUAGUAUCGCGCGUAAUUCGCCGGCGGCGAGAUACCUUACGAGUCGCGGCUUGACACCAAAGGAAUUUAAUUCGUAUGGCUCGCGCAGAGGAAACGACGCCGUGAUGAUGCGCGGCACCUUCGCGAAUAUUCGUCUGCUGAACAAAUUUCUCGGUAAACAGGGACCACGAACGAUCUACAUUCCAACCAAGGAGGAGAUGGACAUAUUUGACGCCGCUGAGAGAUACAGGAAAGAUGGAACAUCUUUAAUCGCACUAGUCGGCAAGGAAUACGGAUCGGGGUCGUCCAGAGACUGGGCCGCUAAGGGACCGUACCUGCUUGGCAUUCGUGCAGUUAUAGCUGAAUCGUACGAAAGAAUACAUAGGUCUAAUCUCGUUGGUAUGGGCAUUAUACCACUGGAAUACUUACCCGGAGAGAACGCCGAGUCCUUGGGACUGACAGGAUACGAGGAGUACAACAUCUGGGUUCCCGAGAAUUGUCAACCCGGAGAGAGAGCCACUGUGACUACCGACGACGGCAAGAAGUUUGAAGUGAACGUGCGAUUCGACACAGAAGUCGACUUGACCUAUUUCAAACACGGCGGCAUUCUAAAUUAUAUGAUUAGAACGAUGCUUUGAUGAGAUUCUUAUCUCAAGAGAAUAUAAACGAUUCUUUUUGAGAUUGUUACUUAACGAGAUACUUAUAUGUAAUAUCGGUUUUGGGAUAUAUACAUAAAACAUAAUGUCUCCUUUUAGACAAAAUUGAAAUUCAAGAAAUCUUAGCGUGGAAGGAAUAUGGUUGAGGGAUAUAUUUUACAAGCGCGCAUUAUAACGAAUAAUAUUUUUUAAUGCUUGGUUUUUCUGUUUCUUUCGUAUAAAGUCACCUACGUAGCGAUUGCAAUAUCUGUACAGCGCGUUGGUACAGUACUAUAUAGCAAAUACGUUUUUUGUGACGUCCUAAAUUUUUAUUAUAUUGUGAUUAUUUUAUAUAUAUAUAUAUACAUAAUAUAUAUAAGACGUUUAUUUUUGUUACGCAGUUGAAUGCUGACGCAGAGCCUAUUUUUUAUUCAAUACAGGCUCAUCUUUGCCGCGUCAAUUGUGAUCGAUUUUUUUUUUUAAUAUUUUGUAAUCGUUAUGCUUACUAUAUACAUAUAUGCAUGAGAAAUAUUAUCUUCGCUUUUAUGUAUUGCGUAUAAAUAAAUAUAAACUAUUGCAAAGUUGUACAGUA
This is a messenger RNA of Odontomachus brunneus, 3295 nucleotides long. RefSeq names its product cytoplasmic aconitate hydratase-like. Gene Ontology annotation, molecular function: 4 iron, 4 sulfur cluster binding; aconitate hydratase activity. Gene Ontology annotation, biological process: citrate metabolic process; tricarboxylic acid cycle. Bases 16 to 2706 code for a protein of 896 amino acids. The record is from RefSeq and is a predicted model, not a curated record. Gene Ontology annotation, cellular component: mitochondrion; cytosol. The transcript has 15 exons. NCBI's taxonomy places the organism in Eukaryota, Metazoa, Arthropoda, Insecta, Hymenoptera, Formicidae.